GUCAUUAAUGUUGACAAUUUAUUCGCGAAAGAGAGUCAAGGCAGGCGCAAAGAUAUCAGAAAGAGUAUAGCAAUCCGAAGAGAACAACUGUGCAAAAGGAACAAUUAGUGAAAAUUUAUUAAACAAUUUUUAAUUGUUUUUAUUUCGAUGUGAAAAUAAAUGUAGAUGAAAGAGAAUUCGUUUAGAAACUUGUCCGCAACGAAAUAAGUUAACAAAGCUAUCUUAUUUCCCACGGCAUACACUUGUUAACAUUAAUAGAAGAGCACAACGAUUUUUUCCAACGUCAAUAUUCAAUCGGACCGAAAAAAAUUGCAUCAGCAUUGCUUUACAAAAGUACCAUUGCCAUUGAUUGGGAUAAGUGGAAGCAGACAUGUUAACGCAUAAAGGUUGUCAAGGUGGACGUAAGAAAAUGCAGGUGUCCUUUGUAAUACGGGAUGCAGAGGAAAAACAACACAGAAAUGGUGUUAAUGCUCUACAACUCGAUCCCAACAAUGGCAAACUAUAUUCCGCUGGGCGUGAUGCUAUUAUACGUGUAUGGAACACAAGAACAGAAUCUUCAGAGAAAUAUAUACAAUCAAUGGAACACCAUAACGAUUGGGUUAAUGAUAUUGUGCUCUGUUGUAAUGGCAGAAAUUUAAUAAGCGCCAGCUGUGAUACCACCGUCAAAGUGUGGAAUGCCCAUAAAGGCUUCUGCAUGUCAACGCUACGCACACAUCGAGAUUAUGUGCAAGCAUUGGCCUAUGCCAGAGAUCGCGAACAAGUGGCAAGUGCAGGAUUGGACAAAGCGAUUUUCCUUUGGGACGUUAAUACACUAACAGCACUGACUGCCAGCAACAAUACCGUUACAACCUCUAGUCUCACCGGUUCGAAAGACUCUAUAUACAGUCUGGCUAUGAAUCCUUCGGGUACGGUUAUUGUUAGCGGUUCAACGGAAAACAUAUUACGUAUUUGGGAUCCACGUACCUGUACACGGAGCAUGAAACUACGAGGUCACACCGAAAAUGUACGUGCGCUAGUAGUUUCACCUGAUGGUAGCCAAGUGGUGUCUGGCAGUUCAGAUGGCACAAUCAAAGUUUGGAAUUUGGGUCAGCAACGGUGUAUACAAACGAUACAUGUACACAAGGAAGGCGUUUGGGCGCUAUUGAUGAGUGAAAACUUUCAAUAUGUGAUUUCCGGCAGUCGAGAUAAGAACAUCAUUGUAACUGAGCUGAGAAAUCCUAGUAAUUCGGUAUUAGUAUGUGAAGAACGUGCGCCAGUGCUUAGUCUUGGUUAUAACAUUGACAAAACCGGUGUUUGGGCCACCACGUGGAAUUCGGAUAUACGUUGUUGGAAACUACCGCUCUAUGACAAAUGUACUUUAACGUCAAGUGGUGGAAUGGAUGCACAAUGGGCGAUAGCGUCAAACACAGAACUGACAUGCAUCAAAGGUGGUGCGGCCGUUAAAAAAUGCGUCGUUUUAAACGAUAAACGUUAUAUAGUCACCAAGGACACUGAGGAGAAUGUUGCCAUUUAUGAUGUGCUGCGUGUUAUGAAAAAAGAAGAUUUGGGCAAAGUGGAUUUUGAUGAGGAGCUGAAGAAACGUAAUAAACAAGUUUACAUUCCAAAUUGGUUUACGGUGGAUUUAAAGACUGGAAUGCCAACAAUUGUAUUAGGACAGGAUGAGGUUGACUGCUUUGCUGCGUGGGUGUCUAUAGAGGCUGGACUUCCAGAAUGUGCGGAACCAACAUCGGAGACUAAAAUAAAUUAUGGAAAACUUUUACUGGAAGCAUUGCUAGAAAGCUGGACACCACCACAUAGCUUACCGCAAAGUGAAUUAGAGCCAGAUAGCCAUGGAAAUGGUUACUUUCAAGUACCCAAGCACACACCGGUUAUCUUUAGUGAGGUAGGUGGACGUACGGUUUGUCGACUUUUGGUACGCGAUGCAGCUGGCGAGAGUGAAAGUACACUAUUGCACGAAACUGUGCCACAGUGGGUCACAGAUGUGGUGAUCGAGAAGACUAUACCGAAGUUCUUGAAAAUACCCUUCUUCCUGCAGCCGCACCCACAAAUGAUUAAACCAGAACGUACCAAAAAGGAUCGCUUAGUUGCCAACGAGUUUAUACAAUGCCGCAAAGUGUGCGAACAUGUUUUGGAGAAAGUACUGGGCGCAGAGACAACACCUAGUGGUGGUAACGCUUCAAAUUCCUCGCAGAAUAGUCAAAGUGAUGCCAAUUCCGAGGGUUCACAAGUACCUGCUGAGGAUCGCAUUGAGUUAUGGUGUAACGAAGUUGUGGUGGACCCCAACAUGGACUUGCGUACAGUGCGUCAUUUCAUUUGGAAACAGUCAACCGAUUUGACUUUCCAAUACAAGACAAAGCCAAAUUUUAGUUAUGAUGGUAAACUGUGAAUAGUCGCGACAAGAAUUACCACAUCAACAACAAAAACAACAACUUAAAUGCAUAGCGUAAAGACGAAACCUGCUACAACCGCCACCAUUCUUAAUCCACACCAAUUGGUUUUGUUGUGCUCGAAAAUAUUGCAAAAUUUCCAACGCAGCAACGAAAGAUGUGAAACAACAGGCUUCAGCCUAAAAUGAAAAUUAGUGCAAUUUAUUUUUGCAAAACAUACAAACAUUAAAUGAGUAUGUUUGUGUUUACACUUGAGUCUAGUUGGGAGCUAGUGCUUGUGCUAUUUUCUAGAAAUUGUGUUUAUGCCAGCCACAUAUCUAUGUGUCGUCAGUUAAUCCAUAAGUUUGACGAUUUUUGAUAUUUGUUUUGUUUACUACGUAAAAGAAAUCACGUUAUUUAAUUCGAACGUGAA
Messenger RNA from Zeugodacus cucurbitae (melon fly), 2799 nucleotides. RefSeq names its product WD repeat-containing protein 48 homolog. Gene Ontology annotation, biological process: protein deubiquitination; double-strand break repair via homologous recombination. The record is from RefSeq and is a predicted model, not a curated record. The transcript is spliced from 10 exons. Gene Ontology annotation, molecular function: ubiquitin binding. Bases 371 to 2386 code for a protein of 671 amino acids. NCBI's taxonomy places the organism in Eukaryota, Metazoa, Arthropoda, Insecta, Diptera, Tephritidae.